AUGGGAGCAAGCAGUGUGCCAAGACACAAAUUUAUUACUUGGCUUGCUAUUCAACGACGACUGGCCACUGUCGACAGGCUGGAGAAAUGGGGCAUUAAAGUGGAUAAAAAAUGUGUACUGUGUACCUCAGGCAGAGAUGAGACUCUUGAUCAUCUGCUAUUUGACUGUGCGUAUUCAUGCCAUAUCUGGCACUCCUUAUUGAGGUGGAUGUGUAUUAACAGACAGCUUACAAAGUGGGAAGAUGAAGUCAACUGGCUGGCACAACAGAUGAAACACAACCGAGCUAGAGCAGAGAUAUUAAAGUUUUUGUUUGCUGCAGCUAUAUACAAUGUCUGGAUCGCGAGAAAUUGCAGAAGGUUUCAAAGGGUAUCACAAAAAAGCUCACAACGGGUAAAGGAGAUUGCCCUGCAAUUGCACAUCAAGGGCAACUACCAGAGGAAGUGGCAACUUAUGUUGCAAAAACUUAACAGUUUUCCUAUUUAG
Lycium barbarum (goji berry) is the source of this 483-nucleotide messenger RNA. RefSeq lists its product as uncharacterized. Bases 1 to 483 code for a protein of 160 amino acids. Lineage: Eukaryota; Viridiplantae; Streptophyta; Magnoliopsida; Solanales; Solanaceae. The record is from RefSeq and is a predicted model, not a curated record. The transcript has a single exon.